Molecule: messenger RNA, 1344 nt
Organism: Hemisphaericaspora subhashii
Lineage: Eukaryota; Fungi; Ascomycota; Pichiomycetes; Serinales; Debaryomycetaceae
Exons: 1
Coding region: 1-1344 (447 amino acids)
Source: RefSeq, a predicted model, not a curated record
AUGACUGUAUUUCAAAUAUCAUCAAAAGAUCUUCAUAGUUCAUUCCUAGAAACAAGUUCACGAUGGUUAUCAAGUCAAUUUCACAAACGGAAAUCACAUUUAAAUCUUACCAAUAAAUUAACUUAUUUACUUUUAUUAUUGAUGUUUUUCAAUAUUGUUAAUUUCCAAAUACUGCAUUUCUCAAUACAAUUAGAAGAUAUAGAUGUUGUAAAUCUAUUAGCUAAACCUCCUCCUCAAUUUAAUAAUAAUUUCACAAUUCCUCGAAAAUUAGAAAGCAUAUUCCAUGGAGUCUAUUUAAGAAAUGAACAAGAAUAUUUAAGAGCAAUUAAUCAGUCUACUAUAAUUACUAAACCUUCCAUACAUUGGAGUGAUAAGACUAUUGAAUUGAGUUUGAAAGAAUAUGUAUACAAAGAUUAUAAUUCAGCUACGAAUGAUCCAAUUGAAGUUCAUACUUCAAUAGUUGAAAAACAUCCAAAUUCAGAUUUAUUCUUAUUAUUACUGGAAACUAAAUCCAAAUUAGUUCAUGAUUUCUUAUCUACCGUCCUAGAAUGUCUUUAUCGAGAUUCAAAUACAACUCCAAGAAUGAUUCAAAUGAUUUCUGAUAGUAUCAUAAUUUCAAUUGUUGGAAGAUAUGGAUAUUUAUUCAACUCGAGUACAUUGUUUAUUCUAUAUAUUGGUUUGUUAUGCUUUAAGAAAAGAUUACCAUUACAUUAUGUCAACCUAAUAUUCCUUCUAAUAUCUAAUGCCAUAAAUAUAGGAUUUGUCGUUUCAUUGUUAGUCGUCAGAAUCAAUGUUCGAAACAAGAAAAGAGAGAAUAAUGAUGCAUUUAUAUUUGCAUUAAUUGCAUUUGAGAUUUCUUGUCAUUUGAUCUAUAUGUUUAAAUUCUUCAUUGAUCAUAGAUUGAUAUUACAACUUGAUGAUCCAAUCAUUCUGCCACCACGUCAAAAUGCGGAUACUUAUUCAACUCUGUCGUCGGUAUAUCCUGAUAUUACCAGUCGGACUGCAGAUAUUACCCUUCAAGAAUUGACAAGUCUAAGUCAGGAAGCCAAGAGUGCUGGUGAAGUUAAGAGCAUUGAACAACUGAUUCUCCCCCCUCCUUCAAUUAGAAAAAUACCAUAUACAACACAGUCGGGGAUAAGAAGUAGUCAUAGCCAAAAGGAUGACAAAGCUAAAGGGGCAUCUAAUGAUUAUGAAUCGACCCCAAGACGGUGCACAACAGCCCCUAUACUCUAUAGAAACUCAGGGCUGCUGCUGCUGGGAAGGUUACUGGGAAGGUUUAUUCCAAAACAACCAAUGACUGGGAAUGACUUUUCGUUUAUAGUUAAAGAUAAUGAUAGUAUAUAA